This is a messenger RNA of Brachypodium distachyon (stiff brome), 2813 nucleotides long. Its product is annotated as cyclin-dependent kinase F-4. Gene Ontology annotation, molecular function: ATP binding; protein serine/threonine kinase activity. Gene Ontology annotation, biological process: intracellular signal transduction; protein phosphorylation. The record is from RefSeq and is a predicted model, not a curated record. NCBI's taxonomy places the organism in Eukaryota, Viridiplantae, Streptophyta, Magnoliopsida, Poales, Poaceae. The coding region runs from base 983 to 2410 and encodes 475 amino acids. Gene Ontology annotation, cellular component: cytoplasm; nucleus. The transcript is spliced from 18 exons.
AAAUAAAAAUCCCCCGAGCCGAACGAAAGCCGAGGAAGAGAAGAGAAGAGAGGAGACGAGACAGAGCAGAGCAGCGAAGCAACCCCUACCCAUCGGUUCUUUCCCCACCUCGCUGCGUUCGCGGGGUUGACGACGACACCCACACGCGCGCGGCCCUUCCCCUCACCCCCACCGUCAACGCUGGAGCCGUCCGCGGCAGCACAGGCGGCCCCUGGACCCGUCGGCGGCGGUGGCGCGUGGUUAUGCCGAGAGGCACCCAGGUUUCAUCACCGUUUGCCUCUGGGAUUCUAGCAUUCUCAGAAAGGAUAUGGAGUGCACCCUCUAUGCAAGUUCCCCCGUAUCCCACAUCUCACUGCUCGAGCAAGUUCUUGGCUGGAGAUUUUGUCUUUACGGAGACUUCCUUGUCAUCUCCUUUGUCAAUUGCACCUGAAGACCACGCCUCAUUCUGUGACUAUCUUGCCUGGUCCCAUGCUGUCGGACAUUAGAGUUGACUGGUGAUUACAGUGCAGCUGUAGCACAUUUUUCGAGCAUGGUGCAUCUCUUCCUCUGGCAACAAUUUGGUAAUUUUUGUCGUGGCACUGAUCAGCCAGCAAAAGUUACUACCGGAACUUCUUUGGACUCUUGGGUCUAAAUUGUAGAUCUCUGCUGUCAGUUAUAAGCUCUAGCAGGUUCUGGUUUUCUUUGCUUCUGUUAGCUCUCAUCCCCUAUCGCUGCAAGUUUUCCAGUUUGUCCAGCUUGAUCUUUAUUGUGUGCACUGUUCGUUGUCAGGCUUCACUUUUGAUGGCAUAACGUUAGAGCAAAGGUGUUCGAGUUCUUUUUUUCUGCCACAAAGACGAAGUAUGGGUAUUGCUUACAGAGCUGUGAAAAAAGCCUCUUGUGACUUUGGCGAUCUACCCUCCAAAGACAUUCGAGCACGCAUAUGAGUCUUGUUUGUGACUAUAGGACUUCUAAAUAAGGCUAGCUUUGCACUCCAGCCAAUAAAAUGGAGAGGUAUAACGUUAUUACGGAAGUUGGCGACGGUACAUUUGGGAGUGUCUGGCGUGCAAUCAAUAAAGAAAACGGUGAAGUGGUUGCGAUCAAGAAAAUGAAGAAAAAAUAUUAUUCUUGGGAUGAGUGCAUCAAUCUCCGUGAAGUGAAGUCCUUACGAAAGAUGAACCAUCCAAACAUUGUGAAGCUCAAGGAAGUCAUAAGAGAGCAUGACAUGCUAUUCUUUGUUUUUGAAUACAUGGAAUGCAAUCUCUACCAGCUGAUGAAGAAUAAGGGGAAGCCCUUUUCGGAGACUGAAAUCCGGAACUGGUGCUUUCAAAUAUUUCAAGCUUUGAGCCACAUGCAUCAACGAGGAUAUUUUCACCGCGACCUUAAGCCUGAGAAUUUGCUAGUUACAAAGGAGGUCAUCAAGGUAGCCGACUUUGGGCUUGCUCGUGAGAUUUCUUCGGAGCCACCGUACACAGAAUAUGUGUCAACUCGCUGGUAUCGUGCCCCUGAAGUUCUGCUUCAAGCUUCUGUUUACAGCUCAGCAGUUGACAUGUGGGCGAUGGGUGCCAUUAUUGCUGAGCUUUUUUCAUUACGACCUCUUUUCCCCGGCUCAAGUGAAGCAGACGAGAUUUACAAAAUCUGCAGCAUUCUUGGAACUCCAAAUCCGCGUACUUGGGCUGAAGGACUGCAGCUUGCAGCAUCUAUCAAUUUUCAAUUUCCCCAGUUGGAAAGCAUACAUCUUUCGGAAGUGGUUCCCUCAGCAAGUGAAGAUGCUGUCAACCUUAUUUCGUGGCUUUGCUCAUGGGACCCACGGAGGAGACCAACGGCCGUUGAGGUUUUGCAACAUCCCUUCUUUCAGCCAUGCUUCUAUAUCCCCCCUUCACUUCGGUUCAGAUCAACCGGAUAUGCGACAACACCCCCAUCAGCUGGUGCUAGAGGAGCUUUGGAUCUGAAGAAUACUAGGAGAUAUCCUGCGGGGACUUUAUCCAAUGAGAAACCGACAGUUAAUUACUCGUACAUGAGCACUACUAACACUCCAGCAAGAGCAGCUGGUGUGCAAAGGAAACUAGAGUUAGAUCAUCAGGUAAAAGUAGAGAGCAACCACAAACUGAUGAAGGAAAACGCUAUGAACCAGCCUUGGUCCAGACCACCCCCACCAGCAGUACGGAGCAAUGGAAACUACCUCACCAAGGACCAGAGCCCUCGCGCACCUGACAUAGCCGAGAAACUGUCUCAGCUGACAAUGGCCUCCAACCGGACACCAGUCUUGUCUUCCGACAGGUUUGCAGACAUGAAGGCGAGAGCCCACGGUGACACGGCGAGGCGGCCCUUGCCUUUGGGAUCCAGGGCAUGGCGUGCCCCAACCGAUCCCUUCCGGCGCACAUACGAGAUGCCAGGCGAGAGGGCUCUCCUCCAAAGGAAGCUCGUCAGCUGAGGACCAUCGACGCUUUAUCAUGGCUUGCUGCUGCCCUUGCACCGACACCAUCCCAUUAAUAAUCCCAGCAAAUCUCCUUUCGUGGCUUUGCUGCCUAGUCGUGUCUCUCAUAUAUGGUUCCUGUCAUCGCGAAUAAAGUCGCACUUCCCGGGUCUGUCCAUCGCCUUGGCGUUGUAUGUCAUUCCGGGGGGAAGUGCAGUACUUGUGUUCUGUUUCAGCUUUUGGGUUUCAAAAAAAUGUUGACCAUGCUUUGUAAACCGACGCUUGCUGAGUGGCCUGUGGGCGUGUAGUCACCGUUUGGUGCUUCAUUGCUUUAUUAUGCUUGUUCAAAUGUUAUGUCCUACCUAUGCUCUACUUGUUGAGAUUUUCUUGCAUAAGAUGACUAUCCACGCUUGUUACACUA